This is a messenger RNA of Zonotrichia leucophrys gambelii, 4775 nucleotides long. Its product is annotated as histone H2B 5-like. The record is from RefSeq and is a predicted model, not a curated record. Gene Ontology annotation, cellular component: nucleosome. The transcript is spliced from 3 exons. The coding region runs from base 229 to 609 and encodes 126 amino acids. Lineage: Eukaryota; Metazoa; Chordata; Aves; Passeriformes; Passerellidae. Gene Ontology annotation, molecular function: structural constituent of chromatin; protein heterodimerization activity; DNA binding.
GAGCGGCAGCGAGCAGCCCCCCGGCCCCACCGCCCGCACCUGCCCCGCGCCACCCCGGCGCCUGGAGCUCGCCUGCGGAGGAGUCCAGACGCCCAGCAGGUUUCUCUGAAACCCUGACCCUCUGUGGGAAAGCUGACUGGAGUGUAAUUGUAGCAGGUGCUGUACCAACUGGGUGUACCCCACACACAUUUAACAGCAUCUCCAAGACACUGCAAAAGAGCUCUCAGGAUGCCAGAGCCAGCAAAGUCAACCUCAGCCCCCAAAAAGGGCUCCAAGAAGGCCGUGACAAAGACGCAGAAGAAGGGCGACAAGAAGCGCCACAAAAGCAGGAAGGAGAGCUACUCCAUCUACGUGUACAAGGUGCUGAAGCAGGUGCACCCUGACACGGGCAUCUCCUCCAAGGCCAUGGGCAUCAUGAACUCCUUCGUCAACGACAUCUUUGAGCGCAUUGCUGGCGAGGCCUCGCGCCUGGCGCACUACAACAAGCGCUCCACCAUCACCUCGCGGGAGAUCCAGACGGCCGUGCGCCUGCUGCUGCCCGGCGAGCUGGCCAAGCACGCCGUGUCCGAGGGCACCAAGGCUGUCACCAAGUACACCAGCUCCAAAUAGCUCUGUGGCUGUCCCCUCUGCAGCGGCACCAUCGAGCGCAGGGCCCUCCAUGCCAGCACAGGCAGGCAGCCAUGGUCUGGGUGAAUGGUCACAGCUAUUGUCCACAGCAAUCUGCAACUGGGGAUGGGCAUGGGAAGCUGCCCAGAGGAGGAGGAGACAGUGAUCUGGAUAUCAGCUGGUUUCCAUCAUCUGCUCAGGAUGUGGGAAGGACCUGCCGAGGCUGGCAGUGGAGGCCCCUGCUUUUACAUCUCAUUCAAAGAACUGACCAGCCAUGGUUUAUCCAGUCUCCUCUGUGCUUGGCUAACAUUCCUGUUUGGCACUGGGACUGGGGGACUGGCAGCAGCAACAAAGAGACACCCUCACUGAAGUCUUCCUGUUUGACCACUUUCUCACAGUCAUCUGAUAUGGGUACUGAGGAGUCAGCAUCCUCUCCCUCAGAGCUCGAAUCCCUCCUGGUGUGCAGUGCCUCAGCCCACCCCGUGCUGGCAGAAGUGGCAUCAGCAGCUCCCAGGCACAUAUUGAUUCAACAGCUAUUUGUGCUUGACAGCCUGUUUUAAAGAGCAAACCUGGCAGGCAGGCAGAUGCCCACGUUGAUAGCAAGCACUAAUCCUCCUCCUUGCUCCUGAUGGAUGAGCCAUGGAGCAGGAUGAGGGUGCUGGAGCUGCCCACUGCCUCCCACCUUGUGCUGAGGUGGAGGGAUGGACAAGUGGGAUGUUGGGAGUGGGUCUCUGUCUUUCCUGGCUGCUGCUUUGCCUGCCUUAGGACUUGCUUUGGCAUGCAAGACAUUGCUAAUUCUGCUGCUUUUUCAGAGACUUUUCCUGCCUUGAUGCUGCCUGGGUGUUCCCUUCCACCAUAAGUGUGGGCAAGAUGGGGUGGUGCCCAUGGGGGUCCCCUCUCCUGUGAGCAAUAGGAUGGUGCAGGACAAACAGCACAGAUGUUGUGGGCAGGGACUGAGGAUUUGGGAAGCAUCUGGUGUGGGAGCACAGGUGGUCAGUGCAUUUUGAGGGGUGGGAGGAAGCUGGAUCCCCUCAGAGAUCGCUGCAGGCAGCUCGCCUGGCCCUGCCCUCCCUAAUUCAUUCAGCAGUUAGAAAGCAAAAGCAAAACUGGGGGCUGGGUGGAUAUAUAGGGACACUUACCUGCAUCCCAGAUAUUUAAAAGAUUAAAUACUUUUAAACUAUUUCAGAUAGUCCCCUUAUCUUUUCAAAGUCCACAGUAAGGUGAGCAAUAAUAAAAUCAUGAUAAAGCCAUAGAGGUUAAGGGAGGAAUGUCUUGGUUACAGGUUUAUCAUGCCCAGACUGCUGGAUAACAGAAGGGCCUGUGUAGAACUGGUGUGAAGUUGAAGCUUCCUACUCAAACCACAAAAUUAGCCAACAUUAAAAAAAUUCAAAGCCUCUGGUAGGCAGUAACAUUCAAACAAAAAAUAUUCAUGUCUAAAAUAACAACAGCUUUCUGCACUUACUCUGUAAAUAAAAGGAGCAGUAAGGAGAUAGGAUCCAGAACUAAGUGCAGAUUCUCCCUAAGCUUCAGGACCUUGCUUUUAAUUAAAAGGUAAAUUCAUAUCCCAAAAUAGCAGCCAUGCAGUACAUUUCUAUCUUUCCCCUGCCUUUAUCUCUAUCCUAUUUCUUUACACUUUGAGAGUGAUUGGGACCUUUGGCAAAUUUAUGUUGCUUUUGGAGCUGUAGGACUCUGCAGCUGCAGAAGAUUCUCAUUGCAGUCAUUUUUCCAGCUGGUCUGAGGCAUAGCCCUGCUCAGAAGCCUGGGAGCAGCCUGGGGUCUCUGUGCAAGAGUGAAGGUCAGUUUGUUUGUGGGCUGCUCACACACCCCUGCUCUGGGUGUCAGCACCCCACACUUGGGAGGGGGCCAGGGGCCACAUCUCCCAGGAUCACCUCCCACGCUCUGCUCAGUGCUACCACACAGCUGUGUCUCAUAGCCUGGUGCUGACAGCUCUCAGAAAGAACCAAACCCAUCUCCCUGGCUGCCAGCACCCACAAGGAGCAGCUGCCAGCAGCAGCACCUGUAUUCAGUGUCAGUGGCAUUGGUAACCUGGGCCUCUUGGCCAGGACACUGUGCAGGUGACAGCUCAGUACUCCCUUUUGUUUCCAGUCAGUCAGAAUCUGAUACCAAAGAUGAGCAUGUACCUGCAGUGGGCCCGGAGCCACCAUCCUUGACACCUCUGCCACAAGAAUCCAGGCAGUGGAUGAUGCACCAGGGGCACUGCUGGGAGUGAAGGGCUGGGUGGCAUUGCUGGAGCUUUCUUCUUCUGUCCCUGUGAGCUGCAGGUCAGAAUUCAUCCCUUUGAGGAGCUCUCUUGAAGGCAGGAAUUCAGAGUGGAAUGAGCCCUCUCCAGUCUAAGCAGUGUGUUUGAGCCAGGACACAUCUCCUAGGAUCACCUGGCACAGCCUCUAAACUCUCACUAUUUGAGCAGAGUCCCACUUGAGUCUCCACAGCUGCAAGAAAUCAAGAAAAUAAAAUUAGGGUUUGGCCCUCCAGGGUCUCCUGGGCAGCUCAGGAGCCAGGAAUGAGGCUGGGCACUCAGAUGAGAGCUGCUCGCUCCAUACUCAGAGUACUGGUCCCAUUUUCUUCUGCCACUGUUGUCAUUCUCCAUUUUUGGAGAUUGUUUCAGAGAGGAGAACCAGUGAUUUAAAUAUACAAAAAUACUUGAAGGCUUAAAGAAAACUUUUAUAUUGUCUAAAGCCAAAUGACUGAGGCUGAUCAUGUCCAUGCAUUUAUAGUUUAGGUUGUCCUUUUAUGCAUCAUUUGCUCUUCACUGUCCAUUUGUAAUUUUUUUCACUCACUCCUGACAAUGUGAAGCGCAGGAUUGAAGAACUGAUCCAUGUUAAAACAAAACUUUUUUUUUUUUCCCUUUCUUUCAAGCUUUGUUUUAACCCUGUUCUGGUGGCUGCUCUGUUCUGUCAUACAUUUGUGCCAGCAAAGGGAAGGGAUGAUCGAGGAAGGGCAAGGCUGGUAUAAGCUAGGACUGACACAGAAAGCGUUUGGGAAGUCAAUGUACAGGACACCAUCCACACAUCCAAAUGGGAAUUAGUUUGCAUGUGAUAACCUUGGGCUGAGCCUUAAUAUUAGAGGCAACAGAAGGUGGUCUGAAAGUUCAAGGCUUGAUUGUCCUGUAAGUAGUCUGAGGUGUGACAUACUUCACAGUUUCCUGGUAAGGAGAUUUGCUGCAGAAGAUGGAUUCUGCACUACAGGAUCAGUGCUUUUAAAGAAUACAUAUUUCCAGCUCUGGAAUUGAGAAAAUGUUUUAAAAGUGAAGAUACCAAGAUACCAAGCCCCACUAUCCCUACCUGAUCCCCUCUGCAGUCCCAAAAGCAUCUCUGGGCCAUGCCUGUGUUUUGCCAACUCAAGUAAAUCAACUACAGAUUGAAAGUUGGAAAGGAAGAUGAAAAAGGUAAUACAGCUUUGAUACUAACCUCAUAUUAACCCCAAGGAUAUCACUGUAAUUGUUAUUUGUUAUUUGUUUUCAUGUACAAUUUAAAAGAGAAAACAAGCUGCUAUAGAUCUGAUUUUCCACCCUGCUUCCCCAGAAGGGCCUAAAGUCCAUCAGCCUUUCACAGCAGAGUUCAGCCUGUAGAGGAGCUGAGUGUGGAGGCUUGCUCCUGCUCAGGACUGACAGGUUUUUAGUCAAGCUUGGGGAAAAUGAGCAAAAACCAGUGUGGAGGAUGAGUGCCUGUCCUGGGCACAGCUGUGUGCCCCACAAGGGCACUGAAGAGUCCUGCCCAGUGGAGCUGUGUGGCCUGUGCACCCUUCACUCUGGUGAGAGGCAGCCCCAAGUCCUGCCACCCCUGGAGCAGAGCUUGGCAUGGCCUCUGCAUAGCCCUGAGCUUCUGUUCCAUCACAGCAUGUCCAGAGGGUUUACAUCCAGACCAAAUUGUUUGCAGGCAAAGGAAGAAUGGGAACUGAAUAAUAGAAAUCACUUAGUGACAGAAUUUGGAGGGUUUCCUGGGACCACCACCUGGGGAGCAAUCUUUCAUGCUUACUCCAUGCAUGGUAUCUCUUGGGCUUAUGUACACAGAGUUUUUCUGACAGUAAGUGUUACAUCAAGUAUGAUCCAUGUUAAAUUGCUGCUGGGUUAUGACUUUAGUGCUAAUUACCUGCUUUCUGUUAAGUGUCUAAAUAAAAUGUAACUUCCAUCCUGUUGGAAGUCAGUGGUA